This is a messenger RNA of Paramuricea clavata, 6567 nucleotides long. The record is from the annotation of a GenBank genome assembly. NCBI's taxonomy places the organism in Eukaryota, Metazoa, Cnidaria, Anthozoa, Malacalcyonacea, Plexauridae.
AUGGAUAAGGAGCAUUCCUAUGUUACAGUAGGAAGGGGCAUCCUUUUCAAUGUUCAACUAAAUGGAUUACCAGAAGCUGUUGUCGCAUUCUUGGCUGCAUUCUACUUCCUAGAUGUCGAUUAUCCUAAAUGUCAUGAAAUUGGUAUUUUGUAUUUGCAGACAAGAAUGUUCCAAAAGAUAUUGAUGUACAGUUUAAUGCGCAGCUGUCAGCACACAAAAAGUUCAAAGCCGAUGCAGUGUAAUCGACUGAAUGGAACUAAACAUUUAUCGCCAUAUUUAACUUUUACCACCACAAGGGGCUGUUCAUGUGAGCUGACCUGGCCUGGCUAACCGGGCUGAUUGUUAAGUCACAAAAAUCUUUACAACUCUACACUAACCAUGUCAAGUUCCAAAAGAACUAAGUCAGCACAAACUCUUAAAAUAUAUGUUCUUAAUAAGAAAAUUUACCUGUUACCCUCCCAAGAAAAUUUUUUCUUAAUUCAAGAAAAUUUUCCCCCAAAAAGUUAUUUUCUUAAAAUAAGAAAAUUAUUUUUUUGCUGUGGGGAGGCAAGUUUAGAAUGUGUUUAAAUGGGAAAUUUACGACUUGUCUCCUGUAUUUUCCCAACACAUUAUUGAGAGGAAAUUGCACUUUCAAGUUUUUUAUAAUUUUAAUGAGCAAGUUUGUAGUUACACAGUGCUAGCAGUGACAUAAUUGAUUUUUUUCUACUGACUCACAUGCGCAUGUUUUUCUUUUGUGUAAAGCUAACUAAUAACUGCUUCACUAUAACAAGUUGCUCAAACAACAGGGGGCAUGCAAAGGGCCCAAUUGAAAGAAACCUUUCAAUCAGUGAAUGACUGUUACUGCAUGUGGCAGUUAAAUUCUUCUUGGCUUCAUAGUAAAGUUAUUUCCUACUCCCGCAGUAUAAUGCAAUACAUACAUAAUUAUUUUAUUUUCCCAUUGUAUAGGAUGACUCUAUAUUGAAGUUGACAUCAAUCAGACGGCCGAUCGCCAAGACUAUUUCAGGCCCUUAGAAUUCUCAAGUAACUAAUUUUACACUUAUGCAUAUUAGUGAGGAAAUGGUGGUAAUCAAAUCAUGUUUGCCUGUUUCAAGGGACCCAGCGAUCGCAGUAAAAUAUUGAUAUUUCCUACAUGAACGCAUUCUACAUUUAACAAGAGUGACCAAACAUUUAUAAGAUGAUAAGAUGUAGUUGUGUCACUUGUGUGUACAACAGCAUGCAUGAUGCCCAGCCCAGUGUAUAUUCAAAGAUCUCAAGAUUGAGAUUUGUCAUGUCACUGGUCAAACUGAGUCUGAGUCUAAUGUUGUUAUUCAUUAUGAAGCACAAUAUACAGUAACUCCAGGGGUCCAGGUACUGCAUGUGUAUUGUUACUAGUAUUCACUCUUAUAUAUACUGUACAUGUGCAAACGACAUGUACAUGUUAUAUAUGGCCGAUUAUAUGACAGGUUUGCUCUAUGUUAGAUUUAAUGUCUUAAUUCAUGUUGUUACAUUUCUACUUAUAGUCACUGCACAUGCAUGUGCCAGUUUAUGUUGUAACAGAGACUGGGUUGCUGUCAUUUAUGAUGAUAAAUGGUGGCCAGGAACUGUCGAUUCAACCGAUGAUGAAAUUACAGUUUCGUUUAUGAAACCUGUUGCCAAGAACAAAUUCAUCUGGCAUCAAGAUUCAAAUGGAAAAGGACUGACACAGAUGUUGUGCCAACAACAGACAUUUUGGCAAAGCUGGAAGAGAUCCCAGUACCGGUAUCUAAUCGCCAUUUCUCCUUUUCGGCAAAUUACAUGCGAGAAGUUUAAGUGACCUCAUGAAAACUGUUUAAAGUAACUUUCCAAGCCAAACAACUACAACACAUUAUACACUGUAUAGUUUUUGGUUCUGCUAACUAUUGUUGUAUAUAGUUAUAUUCUUUGUUUUAGAAUAUAUGGUGCUAUUUUAAGCAAGUUUUUGACUUGUUAUUAUAUAUAUUUCACACUUGGUCACACAUGUGACAGAGUUGUCACAGACGGGACAGAAACAUAAUCUUCCCGUACAGUGUUAGUUUUUCACAGAAAUUUGUAUAUGAUCUUAAUAGAGUGUCAAUUGCUGCAAUAUUUCAUGUAUUUUUCAUUAUUUUGUCUUUUCCAAGUUUCACAAGUUAGUUAAGUUUGAGAACUUAACAAAAAAUAUUUUGUGAGUCACACACGUGACAUGCCACAUUUGCCUUGCCUUCAGUUGGUAUCUCAAAGAAGAGAAAAAGUUGUGCUACUGUACUUAUGUGUGCUAAUAAAGUUGACCCAAGACUCAAUAAAUAUCUUAUAAUUUUCAAGGCCCCACUUAUUGCUAAAGCCCUAAGGCCCUGAACAACAUGGUUGUCUGAAUGUCACACAUGUGAUGGGAGAAUCGCCCUUAAUAUUUAUUUGUAAUUAAACCUAUUUGACGAAUGAUUGUUUUUCAAGCAUCUUUUGAUUGGUCAACUGUUUUAUUUGAUGAACAAAUUCAGGAUUGGCCAAUUGGUUAAAACAACAAAAAAUAAUUGCUUGUCACAUCAUAGUUUACAUGUUUUUCUUGUGUUCUUCCAACAUUACACCAUGCACUCUCAGUCUCUCACAUCAUAAAACACACAACUCGAUAUACAACACACAACUGACAAUUACAAAAUAACAAUAAAUAACAACUCUCCAGGGUCUUAGCUAGAAGGCCGUGUUGGCCGUGUUUGCACGGCUAAAAAUGGAAAAACACGGCAAAAUAAAACGAACACGGCUUGGUUAUUUAAUAUAAAGCCGUGUUGCUGUCGGUUUAAAACAUGAAAUUAAAGACAAAAAUUAGCGAUAAUAUGUAUUUAAAUAUACUAUUAUUAAUAUGCCUAAAUCCACUAAUAUUUAUUUCUAAAUACUUUACAAAAAAGAUACUGAAUUUACCCUCGUCAAUUUAUAAAAUCUGUGGUUUUGAUGGAUGUUUACAAAAUAUAAAUAUGGCGUCCUCAUGUGAGGCUACUUCAUGUAAACUUUAGUGUUUAUCAAUUUAAAGUCUCACAUGGCCACAUGGCGGGAAAACGCGGGAAGAAUUUAUAGCAAUAUGGCGUCACAGAAACGAGACAUAAGAGCUUUUUUCACUUCUGCCCAAAGGUAUUUUAUUUAUAUCUUGUACUGACGUUCUACUCAAACACUGAAAUAAGUUUUCUUGAAUAUUUAAUAAAUUAUUAUCUGACACCAUUUGCAUUUACAAUCAUUUACAUAAUAACAAAACAUCAAUAAAUUUGCAUGUUUGCAUAAUUGCAUGUUGUGAUGUUGAAUGCACUCUUGAUUCUACAAUCUACAGUAUAUCAUUUUGGAUAAUUAACAGGCCCGAAGCACUGGAAGCAGUGGGAGGAGUAUCAAGAAAUUCGGAAAAUUCUGUCGAUGAAUUAAACGAUCAUCUAGAUGAAGAUCAUGAAGUUGCAGUGAACUUGGAAAUGGACUCUGAUAUGGUAAUGAUAGUAUUCUUUAAAACUUUCGUUUUCAACUUUUCAUAGAUAAGCCCAUCGAGAACUAGGAAAGGCUACCUCGUGAAUUUUCUUUCUAAUUGCCAUUGUCCUAAUUUCCUACUGUCUGCUGAAAUAACAAAAUUUCAAAAUUAAUAUUUUCAUUUUACGAGUGCGUCAGCGACGAGGAAGAAGGUCAACCACUGCUUAAAAGAAUGAAUAGUUUACCUCCCAGAAAGCAAAGAAAAAAGGCAAGAGCACCUCCCGUAUUUCCUAAAAAAUGGCUUUCGAAUCCUAAAUAUAAAGAAUGGCUACGUUAUGAUGUGCAACAUAACACAAUGUGGUGUGAUUUUUGUCGAAGUAACAAGAUAUGUGGAGUGUGGGCUGAGCAAGGAACACAAAACUUCAGGUGAUUAUAUUUCUAUCUGGCAAAAAACGUACGAAUCCAACAUUUUUUUUAAAAUUUUAGUUACUUUCUCAACAAAUUACAGGAAAAAAACUCUUCUUGUCCACAUGGCUAGCAAUGAUCAUGCAAGAUUUGCAUUGGCCCGUAAUCCAGCGCAAUCCACAGUGGUGAAAACCAGGGAAAAAAUGAAAAAACAGGAAGCGCGUUCUUAUAAAUCAGCUUUAAGAACAGUCUACUGGAUUUCUAGUGAGGAAAUUCCUAACUGCAAAUAUCCAAGCCUUCUUCAGUUCCAACGUGAGCAGGGUGUCAAGGACAUCAUUCAAAUGAAUCGAGGAAAGAAUUGUAAAAAGGAAAGUCCAGAAUCCUUUCAUGAGCUCCUCCACUCAUUAAGUGAAGUAUGUAAUAGUUUUUUUCAGUUAGUAGUUAUAUUGUUAAUUAAUGUUGUGGAGUCAAAUUAUAUAUUGUAUGGAAUUACAGGUUUUCCUGAGAAAAAUGCUCAACCACCUUAAUUCUUCGCCCUUCAUUGGCCUUGGUAUUGAUGAGUCCACAGAUAGGUCACAGGAAAAGCAUAUAGCUGCUGUAGUUAGAUAUGUCGACUCCAACGAAACGAAGAUCAAGACCUCAUUUCUUAAAUUAUCAGUUAUUACAAGCGGCACUGCUCCAGCAAUUGUUGAAGCUGUCAAGAAAAUCCUAGGAGAUUUUAGCAUUCCUGUGAACAAGGUACAUUACAUUUACAUAAUUGAAAUGAGUACUCAGGAAAUAUUUGACCAGAGAUUAGUGAUCUCUUAUUAAUAAUAUUUUAAAAAGAUUAUGAAGUACAGUUGUGAAUUUAUACAACAUUAAUACAUUCUAUAGCUCACAGGUUUAGGUAUAGAUGGAGCAUCUGUGAUGGCAAGUGAUAUGAAUGGUGUAUUGGGACUUCUGCAGCGAGAGAACCCAUUUCUAAUUGGUAUUCACUGCAUUAACCACAGACUUCACCUUGCUGUUUCCAAGGCAGCAAAAGAUAUAAAGAAUGUGAAUACACUAUCCACUAUACUCAGCACUAUUUACCAGCAUGUGAACAACUCACCUAACAGGCUUCAAAAGUUUAAAAAUUUGGCUGAUGUGCUAGGUGCGAUUAAUCAUGACAAUGCACCUGAAGAAGGAAACGAGAACAUUGCACCAUCCUUAAAGUAUCUAAAGUUCAAGCGAGUAAGAAUUAAUAUAGAUGAAUAUUAUGAAUUAAUAUAGCAGAUCCUGGAGCAUUGAAGAGGGAAACUGGAUGAUUAACUUGUUUUCUUUUCAGAUUUUUGAUAUAAGGUGGUUGUCUGUUGGGGAAGCAGUAAAGGCAGUGAUUCAUAAUUACCAACCCCUGCUUAUUCUGCUUGAAGAAGAAGCUGCUAACGAUGAGCCUACUUCGAUGGGACUUUUGGAAAAGCUAUCCUCGUAUAAAUAUGUAGCUCUACUCCAUCUCUUGGGUGACGUCGUGGGAGCUACAAAUCACCUCUGCAGAAUUUUUCAGUAUCGAGAUAUUUCAUUUUCUACAUUGCAAAGUCAGGUACUGUAACUAAAAUUUAUAAAGUUGUUACUGUAAUUCAUAAGAGACUAACUAAGAUGAAUAAAUAUCAAUUUAAUUACUUUAGCUACCAAUAUUUGUUGAGACUUUACAAGAUAUGAAGAAUCAACCUGGAAAGUUUCUUCAGAUGUUUCUUGAGUGUGUGGAAGAAGGAUCUGACGAGAUAAUUUUUGAAGGAGUUCACCUAAAAACUAAUCCUCAUCGAAACGAAAGAAUGAAUCAGUUGGAAGAGUUUGAGACAGACAGGCAAGCAUUCAUUGAUGCCCUGGCAAACAACAUCACAUCAAGGUUCCCCAAUGUUCAACUACUUUCUGCUUUUCAGGUAGUUAAUAUCAAUCAUUGUAAAAAAAAUAGUUUUUUAGUUCAGUAUAUUUUUAGUAUACAUAUAUAUGUAGUAUGAGGUGGACGAAAAGCCUUAGCAAGGUUAACAGCUCAAAUGUAAAUUGAAAAACGAAGUCAAAUAGAAAAACAGUUAAUCAGCUUUUAUUUAUUAUCCAGCAUCCCGUAGUAUCUAGUGUCUCAUUAUUUUAUAGAUAUUUGAUCCUUCUGCUUACCCAGAAAACCCUCAGCAACUCGCAGGAUGGGGUUAUGACCAUCUCAAAAACCUGCUCGAUUUCUAUGGCGAACCUAAGCGUUUGGAGAAUCAAGUCAUCCAGGCUUUGGUGAAACCAGAAGCUGCGGAAGAAGAGUUCCUGUUUUUCAAACGGCUUGUUUACCAAAACAGGGGAGAAGAUCGAAACGAAAAUGAGCAGCUGAAGUUCUGUUUUUACAAACCGCAAGAAUUAUUUACUAAGCUAUUUGGGGGUGGCAAUGUAGACAACAAAAUGAUCUAUCCACGUACGUUUAUUCCAUUAGCAUCAUAUUAAAUUCCUAAAUCCUAGAAACAGUUUACUAAUACUACCAGUUGCCAUAUAAUGUGAAUACAAUGUUUGCUCUUCCCUUCUCUAGAAAUAUACAAGCUUAUGGUCUUGACCUUGACAACGAUGCCUUCAAAUGCAGAGGCUGAACGUGUAUUUAGCGUUCAGAACAGAGUCAAAACCAAGCUGAGAACAAGGCUUGGGAUAAAUAUACUGGACGAGCUUGUGAGAGUGUCAUAUUCUAAGACAUCAGGAGAGUCCCUUGAUUUAGAUACUGCUUUAGCUAUAUUUAACGAGAAGCCACACAGGUGGUACUAG